Messenger RNA from Kuraishia capsulata CBS 1993, 3648 nucleotides. RefSeq lists its product as uncharacterized. Lineage: Eukaryota; Fungi; Ascomycota; Pichiomycetes; Pichiales; Pichiaceae. Gene Ontology annotation, molecular function: U2 snRNA binding; protein binding. Gene Ontology annotation, biological process: mRNA splicing, via spliceosome. The coding region runs from base 1 to 3648 and encodes 1215 amino acids. Gene Ontology annotation, cellular component: U2 snRNP; nucleus. The transcript has a single exon. The record is from RefSeq and is a predicted model, not a curated record.
AUGACCAGUCUGCACCCGCAAUUGUCGGUUUAUAAUCUGACAUUGAAGCAUCCCACGUCCUCUGUCAGAGCCAUUGCUGGUAGUUUCUCUGGGAACAAGCGCCAACAGGAGCUGGUGAUAGCGCGCUCGUCUUCUCUGGAACUGUGGAAAGUAGAUGCAGACUCGGGAAAGCUCUCAAAGCUUUUCGAUCAGGAAUGCUUCAGUAUUAUAAGGGCUAUUUCUUCCUUCAAGACUCCGGGAUCUGCUCAAGACUGUUUGAUACUGACAUCUGAUGCUGGUAAUGUUUCGGUCAUUCAACUCAAUCCCAAAUCUAUGCGGUUCCAACAAAUACAAAACGAGCCCUACUUCAAAUCGGGGAUACGAAGACUUUCGCCAGGUGCUUAUGUUGCUGUUGAUGGACGAGGAAGAGCUGCCAUGCUUGCGGCAGUGGAGAGAAACAAGCUGGUGUACACGCUUCGCCGAGAUGAGAAGGACAAGUUGAUAAUAUCCUCACCUCUGGAGGCUAAUAAGAAUAAAACAUUGACUUUUGAGGUUACUGCCCUUGAUGUCGGAUUUGAAAAUCCUCUAUUUGCUGCGAUUGAGUGCGAUUAUGGGUUGUACGAAGGCAAGAGUAUCAGAGACGAGAAUGGCGAUUUGAAUUACUCCAGAUUGCUGACGUUCUACGAGCUGGAUCUCGGCCUGAACCACGUGGUUCAUAAGAGCUCUUUGGAGAUUAGCCAAUCUGCGAACUUCCUACUUGCGGUUCCCGGUGGUUCUGAUGGUCCUUCGGGUGUGUUACUGUGCUCAGAAGGAAUGGUCCAGUAUCAGGGUCUACAAAAAAGAGGCCAUUUCAUUCCUAUUCCGAGAAGAAAAGGAGACCAAACUCCCAGAUUUAUUGUGACUGGUGUUUGCCACAAGAUGAAGAAUUCUUUCUUUGCUCUCUUACAAGAUAAUAAAGGCGACUUGUUCAAGGUGACCCUUCAAUACGACUCUGAGUCUGGCGAUGUGGAGUCCUUACAGAUUGCCUAUUUCGACACCAUGCCUGUUUGUACUUCCCUGGUGAUCUUCAAAUCUGGUUUUAUGUACGCAGAUUGUGAAGUUGGUGAUAAGUAUCUCUACCAAUUCGAGAAACUGGGAGAUGACGAAGCCCGUGUUUGGCGUUCUACAGAAUACCCUGAUGAUAUUGCUGUUCUUGAGGAUGAAGAUGUGGAAUUUGAGGUGAGACCUCUGGAUAACCUCACACUCGUUGAUAUUGUUCAAUCUUUGAAUCCGCUCAUCGAUUCUAAAUUGGUUUAUGAAUCAGGCCCAACAGAUUUCCCCACGGUUGUGAGCAUAUGUGGAUCAAGUGCGAGAUCGUCCGUCAAAUUCUCAAAGUACGAGAUUCCUUAUACCGAGCUUGUUUCCACAGAAUUGCCAGCUUCUGCUGAGAAGGUCAUGACAACCAAGAUACGUUUCGAUGAUGAGUAUGACAGGUAUAUAGUUCUCUCGUUCGAGGAUGCCACAUUGCUUCUGAGCAUCGGUGAAACUGUCGAGGAAGUCACAAACACAGGAUUUGUUACUGAUGCACCAACUAUAGCUGUCCAGCAAAUUGGACGAUCCUCUAUUGCCCAAAUACAUCCGGAUGGUAUUCGUCAUGUUACGUAUCUGGACGAUGAAUCGGAUCCCAAGGUGGUGGAUUGGUUUCCACCAGCCGGAAUCAAAGUUCGCGUUGCUUCUACGACCUCUUCUCAGGUCAUUGUGGGUCUCUCUAACAGAGAAUUGGUAUAUUUUGAGACUGACGAAUCCGAUCAGCUGAUCGAGUACAAUGAAAGAAAAGAGGCCAGUGGACAGAUUCUGUCUCUAUCUUUGGGUGAUAUUCAAGAGGGCAAGCUCAGAUCUCCAUUCAUAGCUGUCGGAUGCAGUGACAACACUAUCAGCAUCUACAGCACCGAUCCAGAGAGUACGCUGGACAUGCUGGUGCACGAGAGUUUGAGUGGUUCGCCAACAGAUGCGUUGAUAACAUGGAUGGCAGAUUCUCUUAACGGCGAACUUGCGGUAUCUCGGUCUCUGUACUUACAUUUGGGACUGGACAAUGGUAUCUACUCCAGGCUCGCCUUAGAUCCGGUUAGUGGAGCUCUUUCUGGUCCUCGAAACAUAUUCACAGGGCCUAAAGCAGUCAAACUGUCCAAAGUUUUUGCAUUUAAUCAGACAAUGGUCGCAGUUGUUUCGUCGAGGUCGUACCUCAGUUUCUUGUCACCAUCUGGUUAUAAGACAGUUCCAAUAGCGGGCUCUACUUUUAACUCCAUCCACGGAUUUCGAAGCGAAGAUUGUCCGGAAAACGGGUUUAUUUCGGUUCAUGGCAAUCAGCUCACGAUUUUCACCGUCAAUAACGUUGUGAGUACUCUCUCAAUCGAAAGCGUAUCCUUGAAAUACACACCCAAGUGCAUGCUGGAUACCUAUGAUGACAACGGACUGGUUUAUGUGGGGCAAAGUGAAUCAAACACAGAGACUGAACAGCCUGAAGAGGCUGUCUCUAAUUCAGAGAUUGAAAUUCCUUUCAACGAAGAGGAAUCUGACUAUUUCCAGCAAUUUGGAUACAAACUUUCAGCCGAUCGAACGGCUUCAUGUGUGCAGGUCAUUUCGGUGAGGGAAAAGCGUGUCAUUCAGACGAUUGAACUACUGGAAAACCAGACCAUUACCAGAUGUGCUAGAGUGACCUUCAGUUCAAAGGGUCAAACAUAUCUCAUAUUGGCCACUUCUAGCAACCAAAGGCUUCUUCCCAACGUUAACGAUGGUGGAUUCUUGAGGUGCUAUAGCAUCUUGAAGAAUGGGACUCUUGAACUUGUCCAUAUCACCAAAACAGAAAAUUCUAUCUAUUCGGUGGCGGAAUUCCAAGGAAAGCUGAUUGUGGGCAUGAAACGCAUGCUCGUAUUGUACGAUAUUGGCCAGAAGCAAUUGCUGAGAAGAGGAGUUCUAGAUACCGGCUUGAACCAGAUAGUUAGCAUAGUGAGCCAGGGUUUCAGACUGGUGGUGGCCGACUCCAGAGAUAGUGUGAGAUACGUCGUUUACAAACCCGCUGAGAACAUUUUUGUGCCCUUUGCUGACGACACCAUUCCAAGACACACCACUUGCAUUUCCAUGCUAGACUACGACACCGUUGUUGGUGGAGACAAGUUCGGGAACGUGUGGACUUUGAGAUGUCCUAGUGAUAUUUCAGGAGCCUCAGAUGAAGAUGGUCAUGGAACAAACAUUUUGGCAAAAGAUUCAUUUUUGGAAGGAGCACCGUAUCGCCUGGAUAAUUUGACCAACUUCUUCCUCCAAGACAUUCCCACCAGUUUCAACAGGGGCUCUGUUGCUAUUGGUGGAAGCGAAACUGUGGUUUAUACUGGAAUUCAAGGAACCAUUGGAGUUCUGAUCCCAUUGACUUCGUUGUCUGACGUAAACUACUUUUUUGCUCUUGAGAAGUACAUUGCGGAGGAGUUUGAGGAGUCAUUGAACCUCACUGGAAGAAGUCAUCUGGCUUAUAGAGGAUAUUACACUCCAAGAAAGGGUGUUGUUGAUGGUGAUUUGCUGGAGUGCUUCUUCAAGCUGGCUGAUGGACAGAAGGUCAAAAUUGCAAAUAAGAUGGACCGUCUUCCCAAGGAAGUUGAGAAGAAGAUCUCUGAGAUGAGAAGCAGAUAUGCGUUUUAA